UCCAGGUUCCAGCCGGCAAGCUACACGUCUGUAUCCGUGGGCCGUAUACGUGAGUCAUUCAAUAAAAUAGCAAGCAAACAUUUAAACGCGCAAUUGUGUAGCCUUGACCAGGUAGCGGAUAAACGAAAAACAUGUCUGACGAGAGAUAUGACUUUGUGGUUUUGGGUGCCACCGGGUUUACGGGGCAGUUUGUUGUCGACGAAGUAGCAAGAGUUGCAGACCAAGAAAAACUCAAGUUUGCAGUUGCAGGGAGGUCCAUGGAAAAACUGCAGAAGGUCUUGACGGAAUCGUCACAAAGGACAGGCAAAGAAUUAGAGGAAACCCCCAUCAUUAUUGCUGAUGUGAAGAAUGUUUCUUCCUUGGAAGAAAUGUGCAAAAAAGCAAAAGUGGUUCUCAACUGUGUAGGCCCUGAAUCAAGUGAGAUUGCAUGA
Mya arenaria is the source of this 431-nucleotide messenger RNA. RefSeq names its product saccharopine dehydrogenase-like oxidoreductase. The transcript has 3 exons. NCBI's taxonomy places the organism in Eukaryota, Metazoa, Mollusca, Bivalvia, Myida, Myidae. Gene Ontology annotation, cellular component: mitochondrion; lipid droplet; plasma membrane. Bases 132 to 431 code for a protein of 99 amino acids. Gene Ontology annotation, biological process: glycolipid biosynthetic process. The record is from RefSeq and is a predicted model, not a curated record.